Molecule: messenger RNA, 1517 nt
Organism: Acanthochromis polyacanthus (spiny chromis)
Lineage: Eukaryota; Metazoa; Chordata; Actinopteri; Pomacentridae
Product: protein FAM107B
Exons: 5
Coding region: 100-558 (152 amino acids)
Source: RefSeq, a predicted model, not a curated record
UGAGCAGCCGGACAGCAACAGUGAGCCUCUUCUCCUUCUACACUGGAGUCUGUGGAAACAGACUUUAACACUUGAUCUUCAGCAACUCUCUUUUCAGCAAUGCGUCUCUACCAGAGCACUCAGGCAUCACAAAAAACAAUCCUUCGAAACAAAAGCGACAGACAUCAGUGCUGGAUGCUGCCACCUCGCCAGGUGAUUGAAAAUCAAGAACAGGAGGAUGAUGACCUCAUCAAAGCUAGAAAGCUUCCAAAUCCCAUCCUGGCUUCUCACCAACACAGAGCUCUUCAUCAAGAGCUGCUAUUCUGCCACAGACGAGGUGUACUGCCUAGAAGAAAGCCAGAGCUGCAGUGUGUGCUGGAACACAAACAGAGAGAGCAGCACAAACAAAGGGAGCUGGCUCUCCACCCUCCCUCCGACUUGGAGGUGAAGCUACGUACGAGGCUGCAGAGGCUACAAGUGUACGAGCUGGAGGAACAGAAGAGGAGCGAAAGUCUGAAGAAUGUGCCAGAGUUUGUUUUUGUGAGACAAACCUUGAAGCACCACCCAAACUCUUCCUAGUGACAACCACAACAACGGGACAAAUAAAAAAUGUCAGUUUAAAGGAAUAUCAUCUUUGACUGGCAGCUGUAUAUAAUCAGAUUGGAAAAUCUAAAUUCAGCAGUCUUAUCUCGACAAUAAUGUCUAAGUUUAAUGACAUUUGGAGCUGUACAAUCCUUUACAAUCUACAGCUGCAAAGCCAAAUCUUUUAAGUGCAUUUUUACUGCAUCAUGUUCCUGGGAAAGAGCUUUAAAGCUGGCAUGAACAGUAGGAAUUAUUACAACCAAAACCUAUUUUCGCAUGCAUAUGGGCACAUCAGUAUUGUUUUAAGAGCAAAUAUUAUGCUUUCUGGUUUUCCACUUUUUUUGUACAUGAAAAAGGUCUGUAAACUUACAAAGCCUUGGUCCAUGCCAAAGGGAGUUAUUCUCUAUCACACAAAACACUGCUCCCUACCUGCUUCAAACAAAGUCCAGGCUUUUCUUCUAUUAUGCAUCCAUGUCAGCAGGUAGCACAUUUGCAUAACAGCAGCCAGGCGGCUAGUUUGCCAGGCCCUCAAAGUAUGAGCAGCCUCCUUGCAGUCCUACAGUGCUUCCUUGCUGCUUCUCUUAGGUUUAUGACAGACAGACUGAGAUUUAGAGUCAUGUCCUCGCCAAGUGUGUGAAGGUUUAGAGCUGCCCUGCUGUCAAAUCAUUUAGUGCUUGAGGGCUCUGAUUCGAUUAUGUACCUGUAAGCCCAAAAUUAAAAUGGUUUUAACAGCACUUUCUAAGCAACGUGUGGUUGUGAUAGUGUCCCAUUCCUCCUUUGUCCUUAUAAACGCACACACUCAAACUGUAUGCUGCCAAUUAAGCCUGUGAGGGUUUAGUGCUUAGUCCUUUGGGUGUGGUUGGGCCAUAUCUGGGGUCACGAUACCUAACAAAAGUUGCCUCGCCUUUGGCCAUGCCAUCAGAGCCGACUGGGCUUUUCAGGAAGGGAUCCUUAAA